ACUGUGCGUGUGUUGGUGCAGUUUUCUACGAUUGAUUCAUGAUUUCGGCAAAGAAUCGUAGCGGCCAAGAGUUUUGAGCUUGAAACCCAGUUGAUAUGAUGGACUCUUCUCAUUCCAAAACUCUAUUUCAAGGAUUGUACUUAUUUGAUUGAAAUUCAUGCGAUCAGUUUCGUUGAGAUCUUGCACCAGCUCGCUAUGGCAUCUACACGCCUUCGGUGCUUGAAGCAGCUGCGAUCACAUUAUAACGUUGCUUCUUAUUCUUCAGGGUCUGCCAGGUUCCGAAACUCGCACGGGACUCAAACUCGGAAAGCCGAUGACCAAGGGCCUAGAGAUUGGUUAGAUCGAACUUCAGGUCGUUCAUUGCCACGUAGGGUGCAAAGUGGACAUGAUACACAUGAGAAAAGAAAGAGUGUAUCGCCAACAAGUGGCGUAAAGAACGAGUAUAAUAAUUCUAAUUCGUAUGAGAGGGCCAAGUCUUGGAAUCCUGAGUACCAGGACCCUCCUGAUCGGUCCAGUUCGAAUUCAAGUCGUACAGUGCUGCACAGAACGCAAAGUGGACACAAUUCACGUGAGAGGACUACGUCUUCGUCAUUGAUUAUUGGUGACAAGCGCCAAAAGAACAGUACCACUUUGAGUGAAAGUGAAUCAGAGCCGGUGCCCUUUAUGACUGAAGAUUUUUGUGAUCACCGGGCCAUGCAGAUUGUGUUUUUAGGCACCUCAUCAUCCAUGCCUACCUUGAGUCGGAACACGUCCUCCAUAGCACUGCGCUUAGAUGGCACGAUAUACAUGUUUGAUUGUGGAGAAGGUGUGCAGCGACAAUUGCACCGUACCCCGUUUCGGCAUCGAACAAUCGACAAUAUUUUCAUCACCCACAUGCAUGGCGACCAUAUAUUCGGACUCCCAGGCCUUCUGUGCAUGAUAGGUAUGACAGCACCAUCAACCCGGGAGCCCAUUGAGAUUUUUGGUCCCCCAGGUUUAAGGCAAUGGAUUCGAACUACUUUAAAAUUGGCCCAUGCCCGUGUGCCCAUCAAGUAUACCGUUCACGAGCUUGUGCUACAAGAGGGGAAACGAAAGAGAAUCAAUAAUAAAUGGAAUGUAAAUGAUGAAAUGCACGAGGAUGAGCUACCUGGAAGAGAUAUCCUAUGCUCUCAGGAUGACGGCUUGUGGCGUGUGCACGAAGACAAAAAGUACGUGGUUGUUGCAGGCUUGCUUAAGCACUCCAUUCCUUGUUGGGGUUACGUUGUGGAGGAACAGCCUCGUACUGGCAGGUUUGAUGUACAUCGAGCAAAGGAGCUCGGGGUUCUACCAGGCCCCAUGUAUGCGAAGUUACAGGAAGGGCAUUCAGUCACACUUAAAGAUGGCAGUACGGUCAAUCCAUCUGACGUGCUUGGUCCUCCAAGGAAAGGCCGGAAAGCAGUGAUUCUUGGAGACACUAGUGACUCCCGGUCACUGCUUGUUGCUGCGAGAGGAGCUGAUGUGCUGGUUCAUGAGGCGACCGUUAUUGAGCAAGAGUCGGACCUUGCUGCUCACCGCGGCCAUUCCACAGCAUCUAUGGCAGGAAAAUUUGCUCGAAUGAUCGAUGCAAAGUCUCUUGUGCUAACUCAUUUUAGCGGCAAGUUGGAAGGUUCCUUAUAUGGUACCUCGGACAAGGGAACAAUCCAAGAUUUAGUAUGGGCGGCCAAACGAACAUUUGGGAAGCAGUCAGUAAUGGCUGCCUAUGACUUCGCAGCGGUCACUGUAGUCCAUAACCAAGACCAGCCUGUGUCUAGUUCAUGAUUGUUGUAGACUGUUCUUAGGCUUCACAAUUCCCAACAAGAGUUACCUCUGAAAUUCCUAGAAGAAUAGCUUGUUUUAGGCUGACUUCAUUCUUUGUAUCGACCACCUCGUGUGGAUUCAACUAUGUGAAGGCAUUUGCAAAACGUGGAAUCAUUUUUUAUUCUAUUUUUUUGUCAAGCAGAAAUAAUAACCGAAAGUGGCAUCAUACUCCGCCGCCGCUGUGAGAUGCAUCGUAACGGUUGCUGAAAUCUGUAUGCAUAGAUUUCUGGGGUAGCAAGGUGCUUCACAAGAAUGGAUGAAAGGAGCAUUUUCCAACAACCAACGACCUGCAGUCCUUGGUGAGUACCUUGUAGUAGGUCUUGUAAAUGUCUUGUGCUAGGUUUCGCCAGUUUUACUGAUCUCAUCUCCCUCUGCCAAGUACUUAAGCUUGUGAAGUCAUUUUAAUUAUUUUCAGCUUUAAGGGAAGCCCACCAGGGAUAGCAUGCAUUUUUUGAAUGCAAAGUUAGUUGGGGUAGUCUUGUCACAUUUCGUUUCGCCUGUAGUCACUCAUGGUGAAGUUCAGUUAAAUUCAGUUUGCACAGUUUUAUAUGCAUCUAAUGUGGCUCACAGUACUCUUAAAGAAUACUUGAGCCAUAGAACCAGCUGCAGCAUUAGUGUUGUGAAGGCCAUUCCAGUGAAUGUAAGAUCCUGGAUUUGAGCAAGCUUUUUAAUGGACCAAUUGCCCGUUCACAAUUUCA
This is a messenger RNA of Physcomitrium patens, 2513 nucleotides long. RefSeq lists its product as uncharacterized. Gene Ontology annotation, cellular component: nucleus. Gene Ontology annotation, molecular function: 3'-tRNA processing endoribonuclease activity. The record is from RefSeq and is a predicted model, not a curated record. Lineage: Eukaryota; Viridiplantae; Streptophyta; Bryopsida; Funariales; Funariaceae.